AUGGCAACGGCAACAAUCGAUAAGAAAAUGCUUUUUACUUAUCUGGAUGAAAUAAAAGAUCCGGAAGUGCCUGCGCUGAGUAUUAUUGACCUGGGCAUUGUAAGAGAUAUCAUCAUGCAUCGCGACGAAGUUGAAGUGGUCAUCACGCCAACUUAUACGGGUUGCCCGGCCAUGGAUAUGAUCGCGAUGAAUAUACGCUUUAUGCUUACAACGCUUGGUUUUAAAAAACAUAAAGUAACAACCAUUUUAUCGCCGGCGUGGACUACGGAUUGGAUGACGGAAGAAGGUAAACGGAAGUUAAAAGAUUUUGGGAUUGCUCCCCCGAAUCCCGUUCAGCAGAUUAUCGAUCAUAUCGGGCUGAUCACGCUCAAUCGCCCGGAAAAACUAAACGCGUUCAACCGUGAAAUGUCGUUGCUCCUGCAACAAAAGCUGGAUGAAUGUGCGGCAAAAGAAGUGCGUUGUGUUUUGAUUACAGGUGCGGGUAAAGGAUUUAGUGCGGGACAGGAUCUGGCGGAGGUGACCCAACCAGGCGCUGCAGGCUUCAAUGUCAUAUUAUCUGAGUAUUACAACCCCAUCGUCACCCGUAUCAGGAAACUGGAAAAACCCGUGGUUGCAGCCGUCAACGGUGUCGCCGCCGGCGCUGGCGCUAAUAUCGCGCUCUGUUGCGAUAUCGUUGUUGCAGCAGAGUCAGCUUCAUUCAUCCAGGCAUUUUCCCGUAUCGGGAUGGCAAUCCCGUGUGCGCUUUUCUUUCUGUUGGCCCAAAAGGCCAACGCUCAACAAGCUUCUGCGAGCCCGAAAAGCAUUUUCAAGUCGUUUGAGGUUGAUCGUUUUCUCAUAGUUGCCAUCCUCAAACCCGGUCAAUUGUGCCUGGUCGCUUUGCUUGUCAUACACCUGCACUUUGUCUACUGCGUCAGCGGGCAGGGUAAUAUUGGCCAGGUCCUGGCGCUUAUUAUUGUCACUGAUGGUGAAGAACAGUUCACGGUUAUGGUAGCUGACAUGCGAUAUCAGUAA
This is a messenger RNA of Ostertagia ostertagi, 1011 nucleotides long. NCBI's taxonomy places the organism in Eukaryota, Metazoa, Nematoda, Chromadorea, Rhabditida, Trichostrongylidae. The record is from the annotation of a GenBank genome assembly.